UCAAAUGGCGCCCAACAGAAAUCCCCAAUCCCAUUAUUAAUUUUAAAAAAUGAAGAAGAAUACAACAUGAAAAGACUUUACCUGGAGAAGGAGUCCUUUCAUCUCUCAUAAAACAUUUUUAUCCAAUCCAAAAAAAAAAAAAAAAAAUCCACCGGGAGAACAAGCCGGUGUCGUUUUUGCAGGAAAACCAUCGCCACCACAACCUUCUUCAAUAAAGAAAUACUAAUCUCAAAUCAGAUCGGCAUGCUGAACCAGAAAGGUUGUGCUAGAAACCUCCUGCAAAAAAUCUUCUUCUUCUCUUGUCAAAUUUCGCUUCAUUCUCUCUCCAACUGCCGGAAUCUUUCCCGCGUAUUCAUCCAAAGACGUGCUUAUGUAGAUGUCUACAUGGACUGGAAGAAAGACACAUAUUUUGAAUCAAUUGAAUCCAUCCACAGAUCAAUUGAACUCAAGCCCAUCAUUGCCUUGAAAAACUGCAUGGUCUCAGCCUCACCACAGGACUACUGCAUCCCCAUCUCUGCCUUCUCAAAGAGAGGUCUAGAAUUGGGGAUACCAUUUAAGGUGGCUAGGUUCUUGAGAAAAUACCCAUCUUUUUUUGAGGAGUUUGAAGGUCCUAAAUAUAAUUUACCAUGGUUUAAACUGACCCCUACAGCUAUUCAGAUUGAUAAAGAGGAGAGAGAGGUUUAUGAAGAACAUAAAAAUGAUAUAGUUGAUAGGUUAAAGAAGUUGAUUGUAAUGAGUGUUGGAGAGCGAAAAGUGUUGCCUUUGAAGGUAAUUCAAGGUUUGCAAUGGUACUUGGGGCUGCCAGAUGAGUUCUUAAGGCACCCGGAAAGAAAUCUUGAUGGGCACUUCAGGAUUGUUGAAAUGGGAGAUGGGUUGAAGGGACUUGCUGUUGGGAGCAAUGGUAAUGAUGGAGUAAUGAUGUCAAUACUACAACAGAAUGCAAUGAAGAAAGGAGUCUAUGCUGGUGGUGAAAGGGAGGCAAUUGCAUUUCCAUUAUUUCCAUCAAAGGGUUUGAGGCUGAAGAGGAAGAUUUCUGAUUGGAUGAAUGAGUUUCAGAGGCUUCCAUAUGUUUCACCAUAUGAGGAUUCCUCUGACUUGAAAAUGGAUAGUGAUUUGUCUGAGAAGCGGGUAGUUGGUAUUCUUCAUGAGCUGCUUGGUCUCUUUGUUGAGCAUGCUGCUGAGAGGAAAAGGCUUUUGUGUUUAAGGAAGUGCUUGGGGUUGCCACAGAAAGUUCACAAGGCGUUUGAGAGGCAUCCUCAUAUGUUUUAUCUAUCUUUAAGGAACAAGACGUGCACUGUUAUCCUUAAAGAAGCUUAUCGUGAAAAGUCGGCUAUUGAGGCCCAUCCAAUUGCGAAUGUGAGGAAGAAGUAUAUUAAUCUGAUGAAGGAAUCAGAGAUUAUACAGAAGAAGAGGAGAGUGAAUAACAGAGCUACUAAAAAUGAAGCUAAUGUGAAUAUGAAGGACUUGGAUUGUAUGGACGACGACACGGCUGAAGUAAUAAAUCAAGUAUCUUAACUGAUGUAUAAUGGUUUAUAGAAUCUGGAUUUGGUGAACUGGUCCACUUGCUAUUUCAUACUACUACUACUCAUUACAGUGUUGUUUGAGGUAGAACUGGCACUAUUGCACUCAGAAUGUAGUGGCUACGUUCACCUCCAACUCGCCUCAUGAGUUAGGUUCUUCCUGGGCUUGUGCAGAACAUGAGCGACCAUCUUAUUUGAAAAGACAAAAGAGAGAAGCAGAGAAGAGGUUUGACGUAAACUAGGUGGGGCUCCUAACAAAUCCCCCACCAUCUCAGGUGGUUGUAUAAUAGUUAAAAAAAAAGGCCCUAUUUUGUAGCUUGGAUACAAUGAAUGUUAACAGUGUGUGCUGUCUUUGAUAUACAGGUUCUGCUUGGAUUAGUAGAGAACAUGAGUAACCAUUUUGAAUGAGAUCUUUGCAGCUCCCCAGUGUAAUUUGGAUAGUAGAGUCCAAUCUUUGUUUUUGUGGUUUUCUGCACAGGUUACAAUCACAAUGCAGAAACUCUAGCCUGCAUCCAUGGGACCACCUUAAUCUACAAUUCCUAAUACUUAGUAGGUGCAUUUUUCAAGUUGUCAUGUUCACAUUGUAGAUUGUAAAUGGAUUCAAUAAGGUAUUAUAAUGAAAUGUAGAAUUAAAAUUUGUGUUUA
This is a messenger RNA of Coffea arabica (coffee), 2165 nucleotides long. RefSeq names its product protein WHAT'S THIS FACTOR 9, mitochondrial. The record is from RefSeq and is a predicted model, not a curated record. Gene Ontology annotation, molecular function: RNA binding. Lineage: Eukaryota; Viridiplantae; Streptophyta; Magnoliopsida; Gentianales; Rubiaceae.